UUCUUCGGACCAUUCGCCGUGCAGACCUUGACCGAGCAGCAUCACCUCACGAAGACUCAACAGGUUCGUCGCGCUCUAGGACGACCAAGUCUCUGGCGCACGUGACGUUAAGGGUUGUGUGUGUCAUAUCAAUUUGGUGCAACUUUUUAAUCUCAACUCAAGAGGGGCAAGAACUCUCAACCGGUCGCGUGAUUGGCAUUUGUGUGUGUUUGAAGUGAAGUGUGAAAACUUUCAACAGCAAAGGUGUGUAAAUCGCAACAAGCAAAAAAAAAAAAAACGAAAGAAAGAAGAAAAUUGGCGUAGCGGAUUAGCCGGUGUGCGCUAAGUAAGAACCAGAAAUUGAAAAACAAAUUGGAUUAGCUGCGAAAGUGGUGCGAACAGGCUCAGGAAAAAAAUAGAUAAAAAUAUAAAGAUAUAGGCGAGAAGAGCGCGGAGCGAGGAAAAAUCAACAAAUUCGCAUCGUAAAAAGAGGCGCAACGUAUCGCAUUAUCUGUGGACUGGACCUGGAACCCGGCCAAGACAACAUACUUAAGUCUUAUUGAGAACGUUGCGCGUGAUUUUUUUUUCUGUUGUUCACUCUCCCGUGGUCGUUUUAAGCAAAUUGCUUUAUAUUGAUAGUGCUGUGCGGGUGCAAAAAAAGUAAGAAACGUGCUCCGACGAUGAAGCUGGCGUGGCUGACGAUCGUCGGCGGGUGCUUUGUUGGCAUGGUGACCGCAAGAUCCAGUGCCAAAUUGAACCCCAAGGAAGCGGCUGGAGGCGGUGGUGGAGGAGGAAAUGGGGGAGGCCGCCCCUCCCUGACCACGUACGAUCAGCGCCAGACGGGGAAGUACAACAUCCAUGUGAACAUCAAAGACGUGAAAAUCAUCUCGGUCGAUGGUGAGAAAUUCGACGGCGAAUUUGGGGAUGACACGAUUUACGACUAUGGGGACUACGAUUACGACCCGUCGCACCUGACCAUUAGUCCGCUUCCGAUAUUCGGCAGUGGAGCUUCCUCAACGACUGCGAAGCCCCCUAAAUCAACGACCAAGACGCCGGUUGCGAUCACUUCCACAAAACGACCAACUACAACUACGACAACCGAAGCUCCGUCAAUGGAAGAAGACGAAGAUUCGGUCGAGCCGAUGGAACCCCCCAAGAGACCAGUGAUCGCAGAGGACGAUCCCAUGAAAAUCGAAGCCAACCCAAGCUACCCGGUCCACAACUCCUCAUCGAACCAAAUCCUCCACGCCCCCCUCGGAACGACCACGCCCCCGCCCAGCAACAUCUACAUCUUCAAGCCAACGCCCAACUACCACCCGCAUCCGGUCCACUACGACUACCAGGAGAUCCCGGUCGAGGUCAUCGUAGAACCCGUGCUCAAGCCCAAGUAUCGCAACGCCAACUCACGCAUCAGUGCCACCGGCCCGAACCGCCGCAAUCGCUACCGGAAGAAUCCAGCAUCGGCAGGCCCUAUGGACUCCAUGUCCCGGCACAGCCACUCCAACAUCGAGGCACUGCCCAGCAAUGAGGCGGUGCAACCGCAACAGGCCGCUCCGCUGGAGGCCACACCGUGCACCAAGGGCGAGUUCCUCGACCGGUCGGGCAAGUGUCGCACGCGAAGGUCCGGCGGAGGAAUACAGAUUCAGGCUACUUAAUCUGCUGACUGCCUUCAAGGAGAAGGACGACUGAUCACGUUUUAAAAGGUAGAGGUCCCAAGAGACCAACUGAUGAUCUACGCAUCGCGAUGAACGUGUGUGUGUGUUUUUUUUAAAAUAGCAUAUAUGAUGAUAAUAAUUCUAGAGAACAUAAAACUGCAUUUUUUACUACGAUUUAGUGAAUACACAACAAUAUAUGUAAGAAUAAAGAAAGGAGCAGUGAAAU
Culex quinquefasciatus (southern house mosquito) is the source of this 1860-nucleotide messenger RNA. RefSeq lists its product as uncharacterized. The transcript has 4 exons. The record is from RefSeq and is a predicted model, not a curated record. Bases 660 to 1634 code for a protein of 324 amino acids. NCBI's taxonomy places the organism in Eukaryota, Metazoa, Arthropoda, Insecta, Diptera, Culicidae.